Messenger RNA from Alternaria conjuncta, 1161 nucleotides. RefSeq lists its product as uncharacterized. The coding region runs from base 1 to 1161 and encodes 386 amino acids. The transcript has a single exon. Gene Ontology annotation, biological process: polyketide metabolic process. NCBI's taxonomy places the organism in Eukaryota, Fungi, Ascomycota, Dothideomycetes, Pleosporales, Pleosporaceae. The record is from RefSeq and is a predicted model, not a curated record.
AUGUCCAUAACGUCCUUCGACAACAAGCCCGGAACAGGCGGCUUCUUGAAAUUCAACUCCGGCCCGCCGCGCAUUUAUCUCACCUGCGCUCUACCAGCCCCAGAGAAGGCGCUGCUAUCCUGGCGCGAAGAAGGCUACGAUGCGCAAUACCUGCCUUACGAUACCAACACGCAAAACCAAGCAGCCUACAUCCGGUCCCUGAAAGAACUAUCCAUAAACUUGAACCUGGGCGAGAACUACGCGAUAAUAGCUUAUGGCGACGCAGCGAGCGUCGUCUUGAAAACAGCACAGAAGCCCUUGGCGAAAUGCUGCGCUAUCAUAGCGUUUUACCCAAGCGUGCUACCAAGCCCUAAGACCAUGUAUCCGAAUUCGCAUCAGCUGCAAGUCCACAUAGCGGGACUCAGCCAGUCUAGCCCAAGACCAGAUAUGUGCGAAUGGAAGCUGUAUCGGUACGAGAAGUGUGCCACAGGGUUUGCGGACCCAUCGUCGCGAGCGUACUCGGAGGUGGAGGCAAACCUGGCAUGGACAAGAGCGCUAGCAUGUAUACGGAAAGGAUUUGGGAAGAAUGUGGACCUUGAACCGAUUGCGCUGAGCCACUGGAACGCGAGGUUUGAGGACGACGACCCUGAUCGCGCGAGUAUGAGUGUGGUGAAGAAUAUGACGCAGGAUAGCCCGCAUGUCACGAUCUUGCCGACUAUGCAGGGAGGCGUGGGGAGGAAGAAGCUCGCGGAGUUUUACGGAGAGUUCUUCGUACCUAGUUUGGUGGAGGACUUUUCCAUACGGUUGGUCUCGAGGACUAUGGGUGUCAAUCGUAUAGUGGACGAGAUGAUCGUGUCUUUUACACAUUCUGACGAGGUUGACUGGGUGCUGCCAGGCGUGCCGCCAACGAACAAGCGAGUGGAGAUACCCAUGGUCAGCAUUGUGGCGGUAAGAGGAGACAAGCUGGUUUCAGAGCAUAUGUAUUGGGAUCAAGCAUCUGUUCUUGUGCAGGUCGGCUUGCUGGAUCCUAGGAUGGUUCCGAAGAAGUUGAAGAAUGAUGGACUGAAGGCGAUGCCUGUCGUAGGGGCGGAGGCAGCAAAGCAGUUGGUUGAACCGCAACAGAACCGAUAUAACAAGCUGCUACAGAUGCACGGUUUUAUGGACGGUUUGAAUGGCAACUAG